UUACACACACACAAAAUUCACGCCUUCAGAUCAAAAACGCUUGAUACUAGUUAGCGGAGUUAAUUAAAAAUGGCGGAGCCACUCCGCCCAUAGUUAAAGGACCUCAUUAACUUUGACGCGUUAAGAUCAAGCGAGGUGGUGGUUGAGCUCGUCUCAAGUGGUCUGAAAUGGCCUCUGUGAAUGCAGUGCAGCAGCAUCUGAACUUCUCCAGCAGUGGAGAGGAGGACAGCAGUGACAAUAGCUUUGAAUGGGCACACAGAAGUGUUCCUCUCAGAAGCCCCUGUCGGACACCCCGGAUACAGCGCCACCGCACCAGGAGUAUCACGGUUUCCCCUUCCAUCCCUACUUCUCCCAUACCAUAUGCUGCCUGGAAAAAACUCCGGCUUUGUGACUCGCCCAGUACACCAAAGAGUUUGCUAUCUAAAUCGACCCUCCCUUGCUCUAGCAGCAAGCCGUGUCGGAGUCAAAGGUUCCUUCGUCCGCCUCCUGCUUUUGACCAUGUGCCCUCAGUGAACAUUAACCCUUUCACACCAGACACGGUGCGCAGGAACAGUGAACGCCACCACAAGAGGAAGAGCCAAAGGAGUGAUGAUUAUGAGGAUGAUGCACAAAGAUCUACAGACACUCAGAACUCCUCAGAGGAUGAAAAUUUCUUCCUCCCCUCAAAGAGGCCAGCAGUGUCAUCCCGCAUGCUGUCACGUUACGAGAGUGAGUUUCUAGAGCUGAGCUGCAUCGGCGUGGGCGAGUUUGGUUCCGUGUAUCGGUGUGUGAAGAGGCUGGAUGGUUGCAUGUACGCCAUCAAGCGCUCACGCAGGCCUAUUGCAGGCUCCGCCAAUGAGCAGUUGGCCUUAAAGGAAGUAUAUGCCCAUGCAGUGCUGGGUCAUCACCCUCAUGUUGUCCGAUACUACUCUGCCUGGGCUGAAGAUGACCACAUGAUUAUUCAAAAUGAGUACUGUGAUGGUGGUAGUCUCCACGAUGCUAUAACUGAAAAGGGAGAGCAAGGGGAGUACUUUAGAGUUCCUGAGCUAAGGGAUCUGCUCCUACAGGUCUCCAUGGGGCUCAAGUACAUCCACAGCUCAGGCCUAGUGCACCUCGACAUUAAACCCAGUAAUAUUUUCAUCUGCCAUCGACCCAGUUCAAGUGCUGGUGGUGAGGGAGAGAGUGAAGAAGAGGAUGAAGGCCCCUCCUCUGGGGUUGUAUAUAAAAUUGGUGACUUGGGUCAUGUAACGUCCAUCUCCAGCCCUCAGGUAGAGGAAGGCGAUAGUCGUUUCCUGGCCUAUGAGGUUCUGCGAGAGGACUACACUCAUCUUGCUAAAGCAGAUAUUUUUGCACUGGGCCUGACCGUGUUAUUAGCUGCUGGAGCUCCACCACUUCCUCAGAAUGGAGACAACUGGCAUAGCCUCAGACAGGGUGAGCUACCCAGCCUGCCCCAGGAGUUACCAGCACCCUUUAGAGACCUUUUAAAGACUAUGUUAGAUCCUGACCCUACUACAAGGCCAUCUGCAUCCGUGUUGUGUCGGCAUGAUGUACUGCGCAAGGAGAGAGCCGGCAAACUGGCUGCACAGCUUCGCAAGGAGCUAAAUGUGGAGAAGUUCAGAACAGCUAUGCUGGAAAGAGAACUCAAGGAAGCCAGACUUGCUGCUACCUCACCACAACAAUCAUCUCAACCGGGGUCUCUUCCGAAAGCUGGGAGGAAGCUUGUGGGUAGAAGCGCAGCCCGUUCCAUGAGCUUUGGUUUUCCUGGAUACUAGCACUGACUCUGCACUGAGUUUGUCAUGUACUGCAUGUCAACAUGCCUAUAAACUGUACUUCUGGUAUACAGUAGUCAGACACUUUUGCAUGACUUGGCAUGUCACUGGUAAAAUGGGAACUUCAUAUCCGCUUCAGUGACUCAAUGAACGUGGAAAUAAACACUGCCACAGCUGUUUUUUUGGUGCGUGAAUCGGCGCAUAUUUAAGGUUUACUGUUGAAUGCCAAAUUUAUCUUGUCAAAUAACCAGUGCAUUUUAAUUGUAAAUAAAGUUUUUAAAUGUU
Messenger RNA from Megalobrama amblycephala (Wuchang bream), 2033 nucleotides. It is a transcript of the gene wee2, whose product is annotated as WEE2 oocyte meiosis inhibiting kinase. Gene Ontology annotation, biological process: regulation of meiosis I; mitotic cell cycle; protein phosphorylation. The transcript has 12 exons. The record is from RefSeq and is a predicted model, not a curated record. Gene Ontology annotation, cellular component: nucleus. Gene Ontology annotation, molecular function: non-membrane spanning protein tyrosine kinase activity; ATP binding; magnesium ion binding. Lineage: Eukaryota; Metazoa; Chordata; Actinopteri; Cypriniformes; Xenocyprididae. Bases 168 to 1751 code for a protein of 527 amino acids.